UAAGGAGCUCCACCCAGGGUCAGGCCAGGGUGGAGCUGUCAGACUAUUCACACCUCACAGCUCCAGGCUGGCGGGCUGGAACAGCCAGCAGCAGCAGCAGCAGGCAGCUCUUUAUUCAGAGGACUGGGGGCAGCCAGUAGAUUUCUGGCUGUUGCUGGGUAGCCACCAGCCGUGCCCUUUUCUGGAGAGUGGGGGAGGCCAAGGGGCCCCAAGUCACUGGGCUUGGUCUGGGCAGCUCCCAACGCAACUAUCUGCUCGCAAUAAGCUGCUGCCAUCAGCCACAUCUUUCUUCUUUUCAACCCUCCUUCUUCAUUCGUCCUUUCAUGGAGAGGCGUGUCGGGGAGGCACUUUGCUGAGCGGCUUGUGCAACCCGGGACUCUUGCCAGCUCUGGGUUGAGUUUCCAGGCGGCUGGGCCAGAGGAGGUGAGAGGUACCGGGGGAUCCUGCUGACCGCCACCAGGCAGAGCAACGGGGUGUAUUGUCCUGUGGUGGAGGGGACCCCCUCCGGACCCGUUGGUCACUGGACCAGAAGCAUCAUCUGGCCCUCGUGUGCGGUGAGGGGGCAGUUGUGUAGAACCGGGUUCAGGAGUAUGAUCCUCCCCGUGGAAGACAUAAGCACAGUGCACUUGAGGAGGAGCCCCCAGCACGCUGCGUGGGUGGCCGCAGGCUCAAUUCAGAGUAAGGUGCUGCCCAAGAUGAGCUCCUCAUCGCUGCUGGAGGAGAACUCCUUGGAGCCACCAGUGCUGCUGACAGACAUCAAGACUGAGCCCCCUGAAGAGCUGCUGGCCAGUGACUGCAACCAGCCCCAGGCUGAGCCUGUGGACCUGUCGCUCAACAAGUCCAAGGGGUCGCUGCAAUCCUCUUCCCAGGUGUCUUCCUCUAUCAGGUCCUCACCCAUGCUGGUGACACCACCCAUCCAGACGCCAGUGGUCUCUAUGUCGUCCACGGGCCUGUCGUCCACAGGCCUGUCGUCCACGGGCCUGUCAUCCACGGGCCUGUCGUCCACGUCGGCCAUCCCUGCCGUGCUGUCCCCAGGCUCCAUCCUGGCGUCCACGCAGGGUAGCGGCGGGCAGCAGAUCCUCCACGUCAUCCACACCAUUCCCUCUGUCAACCUGCCCAGCAAGAUGGGCAACCUGCAGACCAUCCCUGUGGUGGUGCAGUCCCUGCCUGUGGUCUAUACCACCAUGCCCACAGAUGGGGUUACUGCUGCCAUCACUGUGCCACUUAUUGGGGGUGAUGGCAAGAACGCUGGGUCUGUGAAAAUUGACCCCAGUUCUAUGUACCCCAUGGAAAUGAACAGUGACAGUGAAGACAGCGGCGCAGAGGAGAGUAGCUCAGCUCCCUUCCAGGACCUACAGCGAGAGUCAGCAGUGGCCCGGAUGCAGCGAGCAGAAUCCCCAGACCUGAAGAAGAGACGAAUUCACCAGUGCGACUUCGAGGGCUGCAAUAAGGUCUACACGAAAAGCUCCCACCUCAAAGCACACAGGAGGAUACACACAGGAGAGAAGCCUUACAAAUGUACCUGGGAAGGCUGCACCUGGAAGUUCGCCCGCUCCGACGAGCUCACCCGGCACUUCCGCAAACACACGGGUAUCAAGCCCUUCCGCUGCUCGGACUGUGACCGCAGCUUCUCGCGCUCAGACCACCUGGCCCUGCACCGCCGGCGGCACAUCAUGAUGUGAGCAGGCACCCACCCUCCACUCGCUCCAGCCCCACCAGCCACAGUGGAAAGACUGCACCAUGGGAGGCGUUGUCUCCAGGCAGAUUCGGCUUGGUGGUGGGCUGGAUGCCAAUGUGGCACCUGUGGCUGCCCAUGUCUCAGAGACCAGGACUCCUCCUUCCACAUGCACCAGGGACUCAGCAAGACUCUGGAGAGACUGCCUUUCUCUCUCCCUCCUCUCCCCCACCCUGGGCCUGUCGCUCCCCCAGUUCUUUGUAUGUUUUGCACACUGCCUCCUCCCUGCCUCUGGGGUCAGGAGCUGCAGUUGUGGGCAGGUGUCUGUGCACACUCAGUCUUGUGUUUGUCCUGUGCCUCCUGAGACCAGCGGGGCCUCAGCCAUUCAUAUGAGCUGCCUGGCUGGAUUAACUGCUUAGCCCAAGGCUGAUGCAGGGCAGUGGGUGUGUGUGUGUGUGUGUUUGCGUGCACGCAUUGGGGGGAAGAGAGGGGCCUCUGCCUCAUGGUAGAAGCAGGGUGUCUUCAAUCAGUGGGCUGAUGGACUCCAUCUUGGCACUGCUGCCCUUCCUGCUCCCUGGUACAGUAGCUUGUGGACUCUGAGCCACUGGUGUGCGGCCGGCAUGAGAGCAUCUGCUUAGCACUGGGCAUCAGCAAAGAGGCACGCUUCAACAGGAAAAGGACCCAGCAGGCAAUGACAGAGCUGAAGUGGAUUGCGGGGCCUCUGGAAGAGGGGAGGAGGAGGGGAGGAAAGGGCCUGUGGAACAAAUCAAAGGGAAAACUUUGCGGAACAUGGAACUGUGACUAUUUGAGGGGUGGGGGGUGGGGGGCUUUUGCAUUCUGCCUGGAUCACGGGGCAAGGAAUAGGACAGUAGAAGCAUUUUAACUUAAACAGCAGCUUGGACAUGUGCUGCAGUCGACCCUUCUCUUGCUCAUCUGGCCUAUGGAGGGCUGAGCUGGCUCCCCUUCCCCAGUGGACUUUCUGGGUCUGUAUCGGGUCUUUUUGGACAUGAUCUCUGGGCAGGGGUAGGGCAGGGCCUGGAGAUGCCCACAUCUGCAUGGUUGACUGGUUUAUUUUGUAGACCUGCUUUCCCCCUUUCACGCUGUGGGGAGCUGAGGCUAUCUGGCUUCCCACAGCUGUUUUUACCCCUGCCUCUCUUCCUUUAGCUGAACUGAGCUCAGUAGCUGCAGGAUGUGACAAAUACAGGCUGCCUUAUCCUGGCCCAGGGCUAUUCAGCUUUUGAGCAUCCAGGGGCUGCAUACCCCCAGGGCUGCACACCACGCAGUGUAGCUGUGCCCCAUCCCUCAUGCUGUGCUAUGCUACAUGGACACUCCAUCAUCCCAUAGCCCUGCGGACUCCCUAGGACCGCACUGUCCCAGGGAGGACCUGAAGGAGGGAGGAGUAUCUUAAAGAUGCCUUUCUUCUCUUCCCUGCCCACCCCAGGCCCAGGAGCCUGGGCUAGGGGUCAGGGAAUGUGUGUGUGUGUGUGUGGGGGGGGAUGACACUAAGUUAUCACCUUACAGGCUACAUGCUAGUUGGGCAGCCCUGCCAUAGUCCAUAGGCAGCAGAUGGGGAGAGGGGAAGGGGCAGAGCCUGGGAGGGGAAGAGACUUGAGGAUCUGGAUUGGGUAAUGGUGGGGGCUGGGUUCCAUCCAUAGCAGAACGGCAUUAGCAGACAUGGGUCUGAUAGUGCGUGUGCUCUAAGAUGGGCCUGUGGUCCCUGGGAUGUUUGGUGACUGCCCAUUCCCCAGUGCCAAGGCAGCCAGGACUGGGCUGAGUUGUGUGGGAGGGCUCUCUCCUCUGAACAGCAGACAUGGUCUUUAUCUCAUAGUCUGGUGACAUGCAACCCUGGUCUUUGAACCCUUUGCAUCCUGGAUCCUUGUCAAGCCCCCAAUGACCAUGAGGGGGAUCAUCCGCUCUUGUGACUGGCUAGUAGAAUUUCACUGGACCCUUCCUCUUGCUUCAAAACACUUCUCAUUCAAGGAGAGCCCAGAGCCUCCUGCCCAAGGCCUUGGCUUCAUACAGCCUGGGCCUGGGCUGCGGCAGAAGAGACAGCUGCAUUUGGCUGCCAGCAGGCAAGGUGACGUAAGGCCUCGGACAUUGCCCCUUCACCCAGGGACCUAAGCAAGACACAGACCACAAGGGUCUGCUAACUCCAAAGCCAGAGGUUGCUUGCCAGGCUUACUACUUUAGGGUGAGUUUCGAAGGAGGCUGGUGUCCUCCUUACCCAGUUAUAACCGUCAGGUAAUUGACAGCUUCAUGGAAAAGUUAAACCACUCAGCAGUGCUAGCUGGUCCCCCUGCUGAACCAUGGCCACAGGCUAACCUGGAUUCCUUCCCCUCUCCCACCUGCCCUCACACCCCUUUUAAUCUGAAGGCAACUCCAUCAGAUUAGAGUUGCCAACCAUAUUUGGUGUUUUCUUUUUCCUUUAAAGCCCCAGCUCCCAGAGUCGUAAUUAUGGGACAAUCUCAGCUUUCAUCACAAAACACUGUGUCCAGCCCUUGACAUGGACAACACAAGCCUCCCUGAAGCCUCCCAAGUCCACAGAACAAAUAAGGAGCACCUCAACAUUUGUCAUCUUAAUAAAAUCAUGAGCUUCUUACAAGUAAUCUCAUGAUUUUUUUUGGUGAGAGAGAGGAGAGCUGAGAUUUUUGGAGUGUUUGGAAUCUACAAUUCUGCAAUUAGGUCAGGGAAAGCCCACAAGACCAAUGAGUUUUGAUUUUCUUUUAAUGUUGAAACCUGCUGUUUCUGGAGCAUCAGUGUAAAAACACACGUGCCUCUGACAAAACACAAGGAAGAAAGCAAAGAGGGCCCAGACAUCACGUGGAACUGUGAACCCCCUUGGACAGAUCAGGCGGGCACAGGGUGUUGUGGGUUGUUUUUUGCUUUGGUUUUUUUUUUGUUUUUUUUUGGGGGGGGGUUGUUUUUUAAACAAUGAACUUUUAAAAUCUUGAGCUGUGAUAUUUGUACAAACCUAUUUGACAUUUUUCUACAUGGGAAUAAUAUUGAAAGUAGACAAAUUUUCUGUGUGUAUCUUACUUUACAAAAGAGGUUUAUUUUUCUGUGUUGGGGAAGGCAAAAGGCUGCUGUCACAAUGUAGUGAGGACAAAGCUGUCUGGGUUCCCACCAUAAUGAUCACUCUAAAAGGGAGAUGCUGAUCAUGCUUUAUUCCCCAAAAUGUCAGGUUCUACUCUUUUGAAAUUAAGUUUUUACUACAGAGCAAUAGAGCUAUUUCUAAGGGCAGUUGCAAAUGGAAUUCUAGUACAAAUAUUUUAAAUUAACAGGUUUAAAUUCCUUCUAAAUUUUGGGGUUUAUUUUUUGAUUUUGAUUUUUUUCCAAACCAGUAAAAUCUCCUUGGGAACAGUUGCAAUUCAAGCAGUGCAGCUCUGGGAACCCACAAAUGUAACAUGCAACAAAUGGAAGCAAGACUGACCUGGAUUGUCAGUGUUGAGAUGGAAGGAAAUGUGGGCGCCAGACAGUCUCUGAUGAUAUGGAAAAGAAUGGGGUGGGUCACAUGGCCUCAGAUUCCUUGAUCAGAAAUUGAAUUAGUAGCUCAUAGUGUAUUUAUUAACAGAGCUGGGGGGAGCAUUUUGUGUGUGUGUGGGGCAGGGGAGGGGGUUUAAAAUUAUUUCUUUUGGCAGGGUUUUAAAUUAUCUCAUUUUCCACUGUACCUCUCCCUCUUUCCUCAGUUUCAUUUUCUAAAGGUUGCUUUUUUUUCUCUUUAAAUUUUAGGUUGACUUGGGGGUGGGGAAAAAAGAGGCAAAAGAAAGGUGAAAGAACACAGAGAAUGGUAUAUCUGGAUUACAAACAAUAUCAAGAACAAUCCAUUUUUGGAAAUGCUUUUUUUUUGGGGGGGGGUGGGGGUGGGGAAGAGAAUUUUGGGGGCAUGCAAAAAAUGGUGACCACCUCGAAAAAGCGUCAAUUUGGAGUCUGUUCCUAGUCUUACUAGGUUACACAGCAUGCUCCUCUUCAGCUGCUAACCAUUUGUCUAUAGAAGCACAACUGGGGCUUAAUGCUAUGCCUAUCCUGGUUACAGACAUAAUCAGAAGCCUGUUUAAAAUAGGGCCCUCAGGCUGGGCUUAGCUCCUGAUGCAGAUGCUUAGAUUAGGUCCUCAGCCAGUGUAAAUAGUCAUCAGAGUCCUUGAGUCCCUGCUAGGUUUAUACCAGCUGACAGUCUGCUCCUAGUGUUUAAACAUGCUUUUUCAGCCUGUCUGUCUGUCCUUGUCUGUUUAUGAAGAGGUGAGGCAAAGGAGCUGAGAUGGUUUUGUUUGAUGACGUGGAUAUUUUCUUGGCCCAUAACGGGAAGUAGUAGGUAGGUUUGUCAAGGUGACUGGUCCCUUUGGCCUCUCCACUUUCAGGUGUUCAGCUUGAGAAGGCUAUAGACAGAGCAGCUGGAUGUGCUGGGAGCAGGUUCUCCUUUUUUCACCAAAUCCAGGCCCCUGGAAUGUGGCUCAAAUUGAGACCCUGCCCCCAGAUCACUGAAAGCCUUGGCCCUCGCUUCCAACAACUUUCAGCCAAGAUUAUGCUUCCUAGCAGUGUCAAACAAACAGAGUCAUAUAUGCAGAAAGGGCAGGCAGGUAAGGGCCUAAGAUUGGACAAAUUAGGGCCUAGAUGUAUCAUAGUCCAAUGAGGGCCUUAAUUUGUGUGUCCACUGAGAAUAGUAGUCCAAGAGGAGAAUGAUAUGGAAGAUAUGCUGCUAAAUCUUCAGGAUAUCAGACGUGGCGCUAUCUGAGUGCUUGGUUGAAUGGGUGAUUAGUAGACCUCCUUUGCCCUGGGUCCUCUGAUAGUGUUGUCUGCCCCCAGGAUACGCAGCCAGAAAGAAUCACGUAGGGAGGGCAAACUUUCUCCAUGCACCUAAGUGGGGUGUUGACUCUGAAACCUACUGGUGAAAGGUGUCAACAUCAGUUGAAAGCAUUGCUGUUUAGCAGGAGUUACACUAGGAUCACGGAUGCAGCCGCAAUGUUCCAUGCUGAGCGUUUCCCCCCUCUUGCCAUCUAACUCUAUCCCCACCAUGGAAGCUGAGGCAGGAGGGUCUGUCAUAGCCCAAACAUGACAGUGGCUUGGACAGGGAAUGGCUUGAUCCUUUUUAGGACAGGUUGUUGUUUUCACUCUUUCACUUGGUAAAAUAGCACUCUAGUGGUCAGAGCAAAGAACCCAAGUUCAGGACUCCUGGGGCCCUUUCUGAGCUCUUCCACAGACUUGCUAUGUGACCUUGGGCAAGUCACUUCCCCCUCAUUUUGUACCUCAGUUUCCCCAUCUGUCAAAUGAGGGAUAAUAAUGCUUAACCUACCUCACAGGAGUGUUGUGAGGCUUCAUUCAACAGUGCUUGCAAAAUACUUUGAGAUCCUUGGAUGAAAGGUGCUAUGAAGUGCAAAGUAUUAUUAUUAUUUUAUUAAUAUUGAGUAACUUAUAAGAAAGUGCAAGUGUGGUGGGUUUGUUUGGGCUGCAUGUGAUGUGAGGUCUAUGCUGAUGGAUGCUCAGUGCAAGUAGCGCGUGAUGCCCUUUGUAACUCACUUCCCUAGCUCUACACCAGGCCAGCUGCCUGGGAUCUGGAGCAUUCCCACCAGCUUAGAUUCUGCCUGGCAACCUCUGAUCCGAGAAGCUUCAAACCUGAUUCCUCAAGCCCAACUCAAUGUAGUCUGCUAGAGCUGCUCUUGCAGGCAGUGGGGUGGGACUGGGUGGCCCCUGUUAUGUAAGGCUCUGGGCAACAUAACACAUUUACAUCAGUGCCCCCAUCCCACAGGUAGCAGCAUCCAGCAGGCUGCUAUGACAGCAUUUCACCACGAGGUGGCAGGAGAGCCAGUAAUAAAUAGCCUCCUUUGCCUUGGGAAGCAGCUACCCUGGGAUAAACUGAACAAAAACCCUGCGCCAGUGUAGCAUACAUGGUUAUAGUUUCACCCGAGUUUUUCUGAAGUAGCUUUGGCCUGGAUUUGAGUGAGCAGUGCUGGCGUGGGCUGUACAUCAUAGGUCUGCUCCUCUUUCACAGUGCAGAGUGAUUGCACCAGUGGACGCCUGUGGCUCAUGCAUGCCCAAGUCUAGCCUGUUGCUGUUCUCUCCCAUGGACCUGCCUGCCCUAGUUGUUGGCCCGUGGUCAACUCCCAGAUUUUGCUUUCUGACUUCUCAGUCUCUCUUGGUGUUGCUUUUCCCUUUAUGUGUGUGUCAGGACUCGCUGUUCCCCUUCCACACAUCAGGGUGUUAAUCAGAGUUAGUGGCACAUACCAUGGUGGGGAGCCUGUCCUUGUCUUGCCAGCAUAGCUAUUUCAGCUGUCUUUCGAGGGUGGUUCUUUCCCUGCAGGCUGUGGGUUUUGCGUUAGCUGCUUUCUCUUGCUUCAUCCUUCCUGCUGUUGUUCCUUCUCUCCUGAACUGGUUAACUUGGUGGUGUGUUGUACCAAGCAAGGCCUCAUCAUUCAAACAACAUGGCAGAGAGGUUCCAAGCCAAGCCGUGUCUGUAUAGAGUGGCCAGUUGGAAAAGCAGCACUAUGCAGUAGGUUUUAAUCCCCCCCAUGCUGCUCCUUGUCCCCAAAUCCUGUUUGGUCCUAGCAGGCACUCACAGUCACUUGACUAAAUGCCCAGGUCAGUUUGGCAUUGCUCUCCACCAGCCCCGGUCAGGGCACGUGGCUAAGUUGGGCCAUCUGUGGCGACCCCGUGUACUGAGUGAUCUUACCCAGUUUGAUUGUACUUUUUUUUUUAUUAAUAAAAUGGUAUUUUAAACUUUGGAA
Molecule: messenger RNA, 8391 nt
Organism: Alligator mississippiensis (American alligator)
Lineage: Eukaryota; Metazoa; Chordata; Crocodylia; Alligatoridae
Gene: KLF8
Product: KLF transcription factor 8
Exons: 5
Coding region: 591-1682 (363 amino acids)
Biological process (GO): regulation of transcription by RNA polymerase II
Molecular function (GO): DNA-binding transcription factor activity, RNA polymerase II-specific; RNA polymerase II cis-regulatory region sequence-specific DNA binding
Source: RefSeq, a predicted model, not a curated record